AUGACGACUCUUCAGGCGAUGACGAGACGGACGAAAAGGAAGCCAUUCCUGCUGACGUUGCCCCUGUCCAAGAGCGACAUCAAGAGCGACAAUUGGAAGACGACAGCCGAAGGCAAGGUCUGGGCGCACGCAAAAGAGGCCGAGUGCUUGGUUCGGCAUCUCGAGGCCCACAAGGAGAUCCCUCUAGACGUCAACUUCGCAGACGUCUUGUUCACGAAGGUCGACAUGCAGGACUUUGCAGGCACCAUAGCCGUCAAUCCAGACGUGGGCAAACUCGACGGCAAGCUCACCUCGGACGAAUGUCUCCGAGCUCUCAGCUACCUUUUCAAGACGUACCCGACUGUGCAGGCCCUUCGAGAGGACGAACACUUCCGCGUGCCACCACCCUCGAGGCUGGCCCAAUACCAGCCGUUCGAUCUGGCCGAGCUCGGCUUCAGAGCUUGUCCGCUGACCACCUCGGGCAAAGAAGGCGAAACUCCGCUCCGCCUGUCGCAAACGGUUGAGGGCGAGUCCCUGGUUCUUGCGAACGAUUGCUCGCAAUGUGCGAGAGACCCACUUCCUGCAGACCGAAAUCGAUUGCCUCCGCGAGGCGGAGCUCUUCCAGAAACGAAACGCGAACAGGCUCGAGACAGCAGCAAGUAUCAGCUGUGGGCUUGCAACGAUGCAUCCUCUUCGCCCUGA
Molecule: messenger RNA, 681 nt
Organism: Kalmanozyma brasiliensis GHG001
Lineage: Eukaryota; Fungi; Basidiomycota; Ustilaginomycetes; Ustilaginales
Exons: 1
Coding region: 1-681 (226 amino acids)
Source: RefSeq, a predicted model, not a curated record